AUGCCACCUCGAUCUGCUGAGCCCAAAUACACGGCGCCGGGAGGUCUACUUCCGCCUAUCAUCUUGACCCAUGAACAGUCUCGCUUCCCACUGGGCAUCUCCGAGGGUCACAAUUUUCCCGGAUGUCUGGUCGAUGCGAUCCUGCCGUUGUGCGGGAGCAGGUCAAGCGCCCUGGUAAAUAUCCCCGUGGUCAAAUACCUCAUUUCACGCAAGGCCCAGUUGAAUGUCGUAGGUUCAUUGCGCGGUGGUCCGCUGCACUAUGCCAGUUGGGCCUCGACUCUCGAAAGGGUAAAAGUGCUCGUUGCUCCCAGCGCGGAUAUCAACCUAGUCGAUGGAAGUAGGCAACUAUCUGCUGAGCUUAGAGGAGCUGGAAGUCAACACAGCUGGGAGCAUGCGGGGCUCUAUUCUCAAUUGAACCUGUCUCGAGUCCCCGUGGAAUUUGUCACGGCUCUGUUAGAGAAGGGAGCCCGCAUCGAGCAGCCGGACGUCCAGGGCCACACAGCAAUGCAUAUGGCGGCUGACAAAGUUUCUGCGAAACUCAGUGUCAAUUGUUCUAGAAUCCGGAUUGCGUUCGAUUUCGGCGCUAACGGCUAA
This is a messenger RNA of Aspergillus saccharolyticus JOP 1030-1, 594 nucleotides long. RefSeq names its product ankyrin repeat domain-containing protein. The transcript has 3 exons. Lineage: Eukaryota; Fungi; Ascomycota; Eurotiomycetes; Eurotiales; Aspergillaceae. The record is from RefSeq and is a predicted model, not a curated record. The coding region runs from base 1 to 594 and encodes 197 amino acids. Gene Ontology annotation, molecular function: protein binding.